AUGGCAACUCACGCUAACGAAGAAAUGAACCUCUCCCGCGACCUUUUGCGAUGAUUGCAACGCAGGUUCAUCGUCAAUCGCCUGCUGGUGCCAUACAUGCUUGAGGCAGUGCGCAUGGUUGAGCGCGGUGAAGCGACAGCGCAGGAUAUCGACACAGCCAUGAAGCUCGGCGGGGGCUACCCGAUGGGACCAUUUGAGCUCGGCGACCUCGUGGGUCUUGACACGCUCUCCCACAUUGCGAAGGGCUGGCGCGAGACGCGCGUAUGUACGGGCGAGAUUAGCGCCGAAGCUGUCAAAGAGAGUAAACUGCUCGAACAGAAGGUCAAGGAGGGCAGGUUGGGAAUGAAGAGCGGAGAGAAGGGCGGCUGGUACGAGUACCCAAAGAAGUGAGCGCUAGAUAUUCGGAUAGGCAGGUGCAUGGGGUGCGUGUAGCUUUCCAACUUGCACAUUAG
Messenger RNA from Tilletiaria anomala UBC 951, 452 nucleotides. Its product is annotated as 3-hydroxyacyl-CoA dehydrogenase. The transcript has a single exon. Gene Ontology annotation, biological process: fatty acid beta-oxidation. The record is from RefSeq and is a predicted model, not a curated record. NCBI's taxonomy places the organism in Eukaryota, Fungi, Basidiomycota, Exobasidiomycetes, Georgefischeriales, Tilletiariaceae. Gene Ontology annotation, molecular function: (3S)-3-hydroxyacyl-CoA dehydrogenase (NAD+) activity. Bases 97 to 390 code for a protein of 97 amino acids. Gene Ontology annotation, cellular component: mitochondrion.